GAACUCACUCCUGCGAGCGAGCGGCGGCGCUCAGCAUUGUGGCAGGCGGCUGGGACGGGCUAGGGCGCCAGAGCCGCAGGCAGCCGCGGGGCUCCGAGAGGCGCGCACAAGGGCUGGGACUGCGCGGCGCCGCCGCUGCGAGCGCCACUGAGCGGUCGCGCAACUCCGGAGCCAGAGCGCCGGAGCUAGGGGAGCGCUCGGAGACCCGGAGCCAGAGGGGCGCGCCGGAGCCUGGUUCGAGAGCGGGUCCCAGGCACCCACCGCGCUCCGAGUGCCAGGCGGCCCUCCGCGCAGCGUGGCUGCCGCUGCCCCCACGGAAGGCACGGGCUGGCGCGGCCGGGCGCCGGGGAGGACGGCGAGGAGGAGGCGGCGGCGACGAAGACGGCGGCGGCGAGGCUGGGGCCAGGGAGACAGCCCCGGGGGAGAGGCGCCCGAACCGGGCCGCGGGAGCAUGUGGGCCCGGAGCGGAGCUCGGGGCGCGCUGCUGCUGGCACUGCUGCUCUGCUGGGACCCGAGGCUGAGCCAAGCAGGCACUGAUUCCGGCAGCGAGGUGCUCCCUGACUCCUUCCCUUCCGCGCCGGCAGAGCCGCUGCCCUACUUCCUGCAGGAGCCACAGGACGCCUACAUUGUGAAGAACAAGCCUGUGGAGCUCCGCUGCCGCGCCUUCCCUGCCACGCAGAUCUACUUCAAGUGCAACGGCGAGUGGGUCAGCCAGAACGACCAUGUCACACAGGAAGGCCUGGAUGAGGCCACCGGCCUGCGGGUGCGCGAGGUGCAGAUCGAGGUGUCGAGGCAGCAGGUGGAGGAGCUCUUUGGGCUGGAGGAUUACUGGUGCCAGUGUGUGGCCUGGAGCUCUGCGGGCACCACCAAGAGUCGCCGAGCCUAUGUCCGCAUCGCCUACCUGCGCAAGAACUUCGAUCAGGAGCCUCUGGGCAAGGAGGUGCCCCUGGACCAUGAGGUUCUCCUGCAGUGCCGCCCACCGGAGGGAGUGCCCGUGGCCGAGGUGGAAUGGCUCAAGAAUGAGGAUGUCAUCGACCCUACCCAGGACACCAACUUCCUGCUCACCAUCGACCACAACCUCAUCAUCCGCCAGGCCCGGUUGUCAGACACUGCCAACUAUACCUGCGUGGCCAAGAACAUCGUGGCCAAACGCCGGAGCACCACUGCCACCGUCAUCGUCUACGUGAAUGGUGGCUGGUCCAGCUGGGCAGAGUGGUCGCCCUGCUCCAACCGCUGUGGCCGAGGCUGGCAGAAGCGCACCCGGACCUGCACCAACCCCGCCCCACUCAACGGAGGGGCCUUCUGCGAGGGCCAGGCCUUCCAGAAGACCGCCUGCACCACCAUCUGCCCAGUCGAUGGGGCGUGGACGGAGUGGAGCAAGUGGUCAGCCUGCAGCACUGAGUGUGCCCACUGGCGGAGCCGCGAGUGCAUGGCGCCCCCACCCCAGAACGGAGGCCGUGACUGCAGCGGGACGCUGCUCGACUCUAAGAACUGCACAGAUGGGCUGUGUAUGCAAAAUAAGAAAACUCUAAGCGACCCCAACAGCCACCUGCUGGAGGCCUCAGGGGAUGCGGCGCUGUACGCGGGGCUCGUGGUGGCUGUCUUCGUGGUCGUGGCAAUCCUCAUGGCGGUGGGGGUGGUGGUGUACCGCCGCAACUGCCGUGACUUCGACACAGACAUCACUGACUCAUCUGCCGCCCUGACUGGGGGUUUCCACCCUGUCAACUUCAAGACGGCCAGGCCCAACAACCCGCAGCUCCUACACCCCUCUGUGCCUCCUGACCUGACAGCCAGUGCCGGCAUCUACCGCGGACCCGUGUAUGCCCUGCAGGACUCCACCGACAAGAUCCCCAUGACCAACUCUCCUCUGCUGGACCCCUUACCCAGCCUUAAGGUCAAGGUCUACAGCUCCAGCACCACGGGCUCUGGGCCAGGCCUGGCAGACGGGGCUGACCUGCUGGGGGUCCUGCCGCCGGGCACAUACCCUAGUGAUUUCGCCCGGGACACCCACCUCCUGCACCUGCGCAGCGCCAGCCUUGGUUCCCAGCAGCUCUUGGGCCUGCCCCGAGACCCAGGGAGCAGUGUCAGCGGUACCUUUGGCUGCCUGGGUGGGAGGCUCAGCAUCCCUGGCACAGGGGUCAGCCUACUGGUGCCCAAUGGAGCCAUUCCCCAGGGCAAGUUCUACGAGAUGUAUCUACUCAUCAACAAGGCAGAAAGCACCCUCCCGCUUUCAGAAGGGACCCAGACAGUAUUGAGCCCCUCUGUGACCUGCGGACCCACAGGCCUCCUGCUGUGCCGCCCCGUCAUCCUCACCAUGCCCCACUGUGCCGAAGUCAGUGCCGGUGACUGGAUCUUUCAGCUCAAGACCCAGGCCCACCAGGGCCACUGGGAGGAGGUGGUGACCCUGGAUGAGGAGACCCUGAACACACCCUGCUACUGCCAGCUGGAGCCCAGGGCCUGCCAUAUCCUGCUGGACCAGCUGGGCACCUAUGUGUUCACGGGCGAGUCCUAUUCCCGCUCAGCAGUCAAGCGGCUCCAGCUGGCCGUCUUCGCCCCCGCCCUCUGCACCUCCCUGGAGUACAGCCUCCGGGUCUACUGCCUGGAGGACACGCCUGUAGCACUGAAGGAGGUGCUGGAGCUGGAGCGGACUCUGGGUGGCUACUUGGUGGAGGAGCCAAAACCCCUGAUGUUCAAAGACAGUUACCACAACCUGCGCCUCUCCCUCCAUGACCUCCCCCACGCCCAUUGGAGGAGCAAGCUGCUGGCCAAAUACCAGGAGAUCCCCUUCUAUCACAUCUGGAGCGGCAGCCAGAAGGCCCUUCACUGCACUUUCACCCUGGAGAGGCACAGCUUGGCCUCCACAGAGCUCACCUGCAAGAUCUGCGUUCGGCAAGUGGAAGGGGAGGGCCAGAUAUUCCAGCUGCACACCACACUGGCGGAGACACCUGCUGGCUCCCUGGACACUCUCUGCUCUGCCCCUGGCAGCGCCAUCACCACCCAGCUGGGACCUUAUGCCUUCAAGAUCCCGCUGUCCAUCCGCCAGAAGAUAUGCAACAGCCUAGAUGCUCCCAACUCACGGGGCAAUGACUGGCGAAUGUUGGCGCAGAAGCUUUCUAUGGACCGGUACCUGAAUUACUUUGCCACCAAAGCGAGCCCCACGGGUGUGAUCCUGGACCUCUGGGAAGCUCUGCAGCAGGACGAUGGGGACCUCAACAGCCUGGCCAGUGCCUUGGAGGAGAUGGGCAAGAGUGAGAUGCUGGUGGCUGUGGCCACUGAUGGGGACUGCUGAGCCUCCUGGGACGGCGGGCUGGCAGGGACUGACAGGAGGCAGGUGCAGGGAGGCCUGGGGGAGCCUCCUGAUGAGGAUGUUUGGCCUCUGCUUCCUCCCAGUUCACAGCCAGAGUUGCCUCUCCUCCUCCUCUUCCCCAACCCCCAGACCACAACCAGCCUUAGAAAAUCCAUGUACUCUGUUGUUAGGGGGCCCAGAGUUCCUUCUCCAUCCCCACUCUCUGUCUCUUGGCCUGAGAUCUCUGUGCGGGAACCAAGAUGGGGCUGAAGCCUCUGGAGUCAGUUGGGGCAGGCAGGAGGCCCUCCCUCCACCCUCUUACCCUCAGCCUGGCAACUUCUGAGUUCCAUGGGUUUUAAUUCCGUUCUUCAUUUUCUUCCUCCAUUAUUGAUUUAUCCUUUCUCCCUAAGCCCCCUUCUGCUUCCACGCCCUUUUCCUCUUUGAAGAGUCAAGUACAAUUCAGACAAACUGCUUUCUCCUGUCCAAAAGCAAACAGGUAAAGGAAAGAAAGAAAGCUUCAGACUGCUAGUAAGGCUUAAAGAAGAACAAAAACACCAAAACCACAAGGGAAAAGAAAACCCCAGUUUCUUAGGAAACGCUAAUGAUUUAUUAUCCAGAUUAUUUGGAUAAGUCCUUUUUAAGAAAAAAAAAAAAAAGAAAAUGAAAAACAACACAAAAAAAUAGAAAACUCUUUUCUUGAGUGUGGAUGAGAAUGGGCACACUCACACUUCUGGCCAGGAGUGAAUGUGCCUGUGUGUGUGUGUGUGUGUGUGUGUGUGUGUGUGUGUACAUGUACAUGUGUACAUUGGGGAGAGAGAGACUGAACAGAGAAUACUUUGCUGCUAACAAAUCCAUCUUGGACUAAAUUCUGACAAGCCCUCAGUUUCCCCAGUUGUGCAGGGAGUAGAUCAGACAGGGUUUUCACUGUCUAGAGUUAGCUGGCUAGAUUUUCCUCUAAAAUCUUAAGCAGAUGCUGAAUCCAUAAAGCCAAGGAGUGCUAAGGGCUGGAGUGGGUGGGCCCUCCCUCCCACAGCCCCAGGGAGAUACCUCUGGGCUCCUGGGAAUCUAGAUUAAGAAAGUUGGGAUGAAAGAGGAGGCCAGCUGUGAGCCAGGGAGAAUGUUCCAGUCUGGUUUUGGUCUGGUGGCUCCUAGAAAGGGAUGUGGCUCAGAAGUGGGACUCAAACAGAGAGAUGAAGUGGGGGAGGAGAGUCCUCUACAGAUAUCUCUCUCCUGGGGGCUGGAUAGCUUUACCCUAAGGUAGGGCCAGCCCUGACACCCUCAUCCCAUCCUCAGCCCAGCAGGCUCUAGAGCAGGGUGACGCUCUCUUGAUGGCCAGGAAUCCAGAAUCUGCCCUUCCCUUCUCUCUGCCAGGUACCUGAAUUACUUUGCCACCAAAGCGAGCCCCACCGGUGUGAUCCUGGACCUCUGGGAAGCUCUGCAGCAGAAACCAGCCUUGGUUUCUCCUUCUGUAAAGCAGAGUGGUGGCUGAGAGGUCCUUUCUAGCUCCAGAAGCUGGAGCUUCCCAGUGUCAGUCAGCCCUGCAGUGUGGGAGGCUGGGAGACGGGUGGCGUGGCUGUGCUUUGCAUGCCCAGGAGUAGAGGAGGAGGCUGAGAAGCUGGUUUCCCAGCUCUGAUCUCCACAGGCACCUCCUAUAACCCUCCUCUUACCCACCCCGCCACGGUCUGGGAGAUCUGAAAUAACCUUUCCCGGUGGGUGGGGUUGCCAGGGUAGAGGAGACGGCACACACCACCCCUACCCAACCUGUUCCAGGGGCCCUGCAUGGUGCAGGAUGAGUCUCUGCCCUGUGCAACUGCCUGGCAGUGGCUGGGACAAGGAUCUUGCAGCCAGCACAGAGGCCUCAUCAAAGGCCUCUCCCUCUUGGCACUCCAGGCAAGGCAAGUGCCAGCUUCCCCAACACUUCCAGGCAGUGACCCUGGGGCGUGCCCCAGCAGGCCUCUGAGCAGCCACUGGGACCCGUCUCAGCACAUCCUGGCCUUUGAAAGUCUGAUAUCCUGAGAGGAGGGCAGGUUUUAGGGCCGCAGUUCCAGCCAGCGUCCCCAGCUUGGCUUCCCUGCCAUGGACUCGGCAGCUCGCAGGGCUUCUUACCACCCACCAGCCCCCUGGGGUGUGGCCUGGCUGUGGGCAGAGGAGGACUUGCCUGGAGAUUUGAGAGAGGAUUCCUUCUACCAGGGCUGCUGAGGGCCAGGUCUGCAUCAGGGGCUGGACCCUGACCGGGUCCAGAGGCUGAGACUAAGGCUCUCAACCCUGGUGCCUCCAGGCACCAGGAUGCUGCCUCGGAUGAAGGAAAGUGCCGGAUGAUGGGCAUUUUCCCUGCCAAAGUGCCCGUCCCAUGGGCUCAGCCUCACUGGUUACUGUUAGCCCAUGCACACGUGUGGGCCUCGGUCACGUGGCUUUGAGGGCAGUCUGACCAGGCUAGACCACAUGUGCCGUGAGAGGGGGUGCCAUUCCCCUUGCAGGCUCUGACAUGUCCACACGCAGCCUGGCAGUCCAAAGACCAGGAAUCGAGUUGCAAAUCUGCCAUUAAACUGCUGUGUGACUUCAGGCAUAUCACUGCCUUCUCUGGGCUUCAGUGUCCUUUUCAUACCUAGAAGGCUGCAGUCUGAGGCUCUUUGGGUUCAGACACACCGUUCUAGGCUUCUGUAGGGGACCCCGUGAUCUGCCGUGCCCCUCCUCCCUGUUCUUUUCUGUCCUCCCCGCCCCACCCUCAGAAGCUGCUUGCUCUGCCCCCAGGACAGGAGCUUGACGGAUGAGGUGCAGCCAGCCACCCAGGUGCCAUUUCCAGUCUGACUUCUGGAAAUGUGCACCAUGUCCUAGAGCACAGACCCAUUGACUGGAGCCUCCUGGGAGGGUUCAAACUGUCCAGCUCUACGAGAAAUGCCCAGAAAGAAUGUGCCGACUCCAUCCGUCUGUGGAGGCUGUCUGCCUCCAGGGUGGGAUCGGUGGUUUCUCCUCCAAUUCAGACCUGAGAGGUAGCCCGAGGGCAUGUACCUGGUGGGCAGCAGCUCAGGUACCGUUGGGGGUUGCAGGGCCCUUACACAGGUGUUUCUCUCUCUCUCCUCUCUGGGGUGCGCGUGUGCAUGCGCGUGUGUGUGCCUGUGCUGUUCUCUGUGAGCACAUCAGGGUGCCCUUCCGAGAACACGUGCACGUGUCCCCACCUGAGCAAGCGUGUGUGUGUGCUUCUCUGCGUCCCAGGUUUGGACGUCUGGAGGUUGGUGUGCCUGUCUUCUGCCCACCCUGAGCCCACAGGGUCAGUCAGUGUAUCUUCUACGUGCCUCUCCCUCUGCCUUCUCUCACAGUGCCCCCGGCUCCAGAGCUCAGGGGUAGGGGUUCUCCUGAAGGUGCAGGGGACCCUCCUCAUCUCCUGGACCCUCCAGGGCACUCUGGUCCCUAUUCCCCAGCUCCCAGGCAGCUGAGCCGGGUCUCUUAGGGGGGGUGACCAGCAGCUUUGGUGCAGGGAGCUCUUGGUGGGGCAAAGGGCUGGACCCCUGCCAGGUCCGUGGACAUGGUUAUAUGCCCGGGAGGGGCGGGUGCAGGGCCCCAGGGAUGGCCCCCAACCCCACCUCUGUUUAUUCUGUCAACUACAACCUAUAAAUAACCUUUAGCAUUCCUAUUGUAACAAAAUUAAUUUUUAUGAAAUAAAUUAUAUUUCCUAGUCUAAUAAAAUC
Piliocolobus tephrosceles (Ugandan red Colobus) is the source of this 6972-nucleotide messenger RNA. It is a transcript of the gene UNC5B, whose product is annotated as unc-5 netrin receptor B. Bases 452 to 3289 code for a protein of 945 amino acids. Gene Ontology annotation, molecular function: netrin receptor activity; protein binding. The record is from RefSeq and is a predicted model, not a curated record. Lineage: Eukaryota; Metazoa; Chordata; Mammalia; Primates; Cercopithecidae. Gene Ontology annotation, cellular component: membrane. The transcript is spliced from 17 exons. Gene Ontology annotation, biological process: anterior/posterior axon guidance; netrin-activated signaling pathway.